This is a messenger RNA of Molossus molossus (Pallas's mastiff bat), 4926 nucleotides long. It is a transcript of the gene PHF12, whose product is annotated as PHD finger protein 12. Gene Ontology annotation, cellular component: nucleus; Sin3-type complex. The transcript has 14 exons. The record is from RefSeq and is a predicted model, not a curated record. Gene Ontology annotation, biological process: negative regulation of transcription by RNA polymerase II. Bases 1259 to 4006 code for a protein of 915 amino acids. Lineage: Eukaryota; Metazoa; Chordata; Mammalia; Chiroptera; Molossidae. Gene Ontology annotation, molecular function: transcription corepressor activity; protein binding.
AGUUUUCCCAGCCUUUGUAGGAUUUUAAAUUCAAUAUCUAUAAGAUGUAAAUUGUUCCAGAUUCCCUGAGCUGUGUCUGCAAGAAUCGUGUGGCCUGGCUGUUACCUUGCUCAUGAUAGUCCACUAAAAUUUAGGCACAGAAUAAUAUUUAGUUUUGUCGUUCUAUUUCCAAUGGAAUGUUCCCUAGGAGUCUUACAAAGUGACUGUUGAGGCCAGAAUGUUGACUCUUCCAGAACAGGUGAGCUAAAUCUGUCAUGAGGUGAAUGAAUGGAGCCCAUUUUUAAAUGUUUAUAGCCAGCCCAUUUUCCAUUCUAGAGAAGCCAGGAUUGCAAGAUUAGCCAAACCAGUAAUAGAUCAGGCCGUGUAGCACCCAGGCUCAGCUUAUAGAGAAGUUAGCAGAAGCAAACACCUGGUAUAACUGUUAGUAUUCUACCCUUCCUCUCCCUCCUUUCUUUGCACAAACUUGUAACCCUCUUCUCCAGGUGUCCUUCACUGGGAGGAUGUUACAGGCCAGCUUUACUUAGAAGACAAUAAAAUUUGGGAGCACAGUCAGCUAGUUUGAAAGGAUUAUAUGCCUGUGGAAAUGACGCCACUAGCUAAGUUUCUCAAUGGGGUAUUUGUAAUGGCCUGGCACUUCAUUGGUCUUUUUGUUAACAUUGCUACUAAGCCUUUGUAUGAAAAACCAGCAGUCCUUGUACUUUUUAUUUUGUGGCAUUAGCCGUAUUUGAGUCAGUAACUGGGAUGAAAGGGAGGGUAAGGUAUUAGGGUUCAGGGACACACACACACUCCCACCUUUUCUCUCUCUAAUAUCCUUCAAUAUGAUCAUCUUUCCUGCCUUUGAAUGGUAGACCAUACUUGAAGAUAAAAGCUGAUGACCACACAAGUAUCCAGAGGAAGCUUACUAUUUCUGCUGGCAUUUAAAUUUCAUUGAAUUUUGUUCCCUUGAAACAUAGACCUUUAAAUUUGGGUGUAUUAGUACAGCUUUUAAUUUACAUUUUAAAAGAUAUUUUCAAGUUAAAUUUUACCCAGGAUCUCUUAGGUUUUCCAGGACAGUAGCUAGUUUCAAUUUAUAAAAGGCUUCUUUUCUGUGAUCAUAGGUCCCUUUAUGGAGGCUGAGACCUGAUUGUAGUCCUGCUAGCAGUCAUCUUUACUCCUGUUUUGGCUAGUAUCUACAUAUUUCCUGAGCUGACCAAGGGCAGCAGGGCCAGUCUGCAGGAGUAGUCCUGUUCUGAACAUUAACCCUCCACUGAGUGAAGAGAUGUUGCCUCCUGGGGAGUGGAUGUGUCACCGGUGCACUGUUCGUCGAAAGAAGCGAGAGCAGAAAAAGGAGCUGGGCCAUGUUAAUGGACUGGUGGACAAAUCCGGCAAACGGACUACAUCCCCCAGCAGUGACACUGACUUGUUGGACAGAUCAGCUAGCAAAACUGAACUCAAGGCUAUUGCCCAUGCCCGGAUCCUGGAGAGGAGAGUCAGCCGGCCUGGCACACCCACAUCCAAUGCCAGCACAGAGACCCCCACCUCUGAGCAGAACGACGUUGACGAGGACAUCAUUGAUGUGGAUGAGGAGCCAGUGGCAGCAGAGCCAGACUAUGUGCAACCCCAGCUAAGGCGGCCCUUUGAGCUGCUGAUUGCUGCCGCCAUGGAGCGGAACCCCACCCAAUUCCAGUUGCCCAAUGAACUGACUUGUACCACUGCACUACCAGGUUCUAGCAAAAGAAGAAGAAAAGAGGAAACCACAGGGAAAAAUGUUAAGAAGACCCAGCAUGAGUUAGAUCAUAAUGGUCUUGUUCCCUUACCCGUCAAAGUCUGCUUCACAUGUAACAGGAGUUGUCGUGUGGCCCCUCUCAUCCAGUGUGACUAUUGUCCCCUUCUGUUCCACAUGGACUGCCUCGAGCCACCACUCACUGCCAUGCCCCUGGGCAGAUGGAUGUGUCCAAAUCACAUCGAACAUGUGGUGCUGAACCAAAAGAAUAUGACACUGAGUAAUCGGUGCCAGGUGUUUGACCGUUUCCAGGACACCAUUUCACAGCACGUCAUCAAAGUGGACUUCCUGAACCGAAUUCACAAGAAGCACCCUCCUAACCGCCGCGUGCUCCAGUCGGUCAAAAGAAGAAGCUUGAAGGUUCCUGAUGCUAUAAAAUCUCAGUACCAGUUUCCACCCCCACUCAUUGCACCCGCGGCCAUUCGGGAUGGGGAGCUGAUCUGCAAUGGGAUCCCUGAGGAAUCACAGAUGCACCUUUUGAACUCUGAGCACUUAGCCACCCAGGCAGAGCAGCAAGAGUGGCUCUGUAGUGUUGUUGCGCUCCAGUGCAGCAUAUUGAAACAUUUAUCUGCUAAGCAGAUGCCUUCGCAUUGGGACUCUGAACAGACAGAGAAGGCUGAUAUUAAGCCUGUUAUUGUGACUGACAGCUCAAUCACCACCUCCCUGCAAACAGCUGACAAGACACCUACUACACCUUCCCACUACCCCUUGUCCUGCCCCUCAGGGAUUAGCACCCAGAAUUCCCUGAGCUGCUCUCCACCCCACCAACCCCCAGCCCUAGAGGACAUCAGCUGCAGUUCUUGUGCGGAAAAAUCCAAGAAAGCCCCCUGUGGGACUGCCAACGGGCCAGUGAACACAGAGGUGAAAGCUAAUGGCCCACACCUCUACAGCAGCCCCACUGAUUCCACGGACCCCCGGCGACUUCCAGGCGCUAACACCCCCCUACCAGGCCUCUCCCAUCGGCAAGGCUGGCCCCGGCCCCUCACGCCACCAGCGGCUGGGGGGCUCCAGAACCACACCGUCGGCAUCAUUGUGAAGACAGAGAAUGCCAUUGGCCCCAGCUCUUGCCCCCAGAGGAGUUUGGUUCCUGUCCCAAGCCUGCCCCCUUCCAUUCCCAGCUCUUGUGCCAGCAUCGAGAACACCAGCACUUUGCAAAGAAAGACUGUCCAAUCACAGAUAGGACCUCCGUCGACAGAUUCAAGGCCACUGGGCUCACCCCCAAAUGCCACCCGGGUGCUCACUCCCCCCCAAGCAGCAGGAGACGGUAUCUUGGCCACAGGAGCCAACCAACUAUUCUGCUCACCAGCGCCAUCUUCAGAUGGCAAGGUCAGCCCCGGCACGUUAUCCAUAGGAAGCGCUUUAACCGUACCCUCUUUCCCAGCCAACUCUACUGCCAUGGUGGACCUCACCAACUCACUCCGAGCAUUUAUGGACGUCAAUGGAGAAAUCGAGAUAAAUAUGCUGGACGAGAAGCUGAUCAAGUUUCUGGCCUUGCAGAGAAUACAUCAGCUUUUCCCCUCCCGGGUCCAAACUUCACCGGGCAGUGUCGGGGCACAUCCACUGGCUUCUGGAGGGCACCACACAGAAGUGCAAAGAAAGGAGGUACAGGCCCGAGCUGUGUUCUACCCUCUCUUAGGGUUGGGAGGAGCUGUGAACAUGUGCUAUCGAACCCUCUACAUCGGGACAGGAGCUGACAUGGACGUGUGCCUUACAAACUAUGGUCACUGUAACUAUGUGUCCGGGAAACACGCCUGCAUAUUCUACGAUGAGAAUACCAAACAUUAUGAGCUGUUAAACUACAGUGAGCACGGGACAACGGUGGACAAUGUGCUGUAUUCAUGUGACUUCUCUGAGAAGACCCCGCCAACCCCCCCAAGCAGUAUUGUUGCCAAAGUGCAGAGUGUCAUCAGGCGCCGCAGGCACCAGAAACAGGAUGAAGAGCCAAGUGAGGAGGCAGCCAUGAUGAGUUCCCAGGCCCAGGGGCCGCAGCGGAGACCCUGCAACUGCAAAGCCAGCAGCUCGAGCUUGAUUGGGGGCAGUGGGGCCGGCUGGGAAGGCACGGCCUUACUGCACCAUGGCAGCUACAUCAAGCUGGGGUGUCUGCAGUUUGUCUUCAGCAUCACUGAGUUUGCGACCAAACAGCCCAAAGGCGAUGCCAGCCUGCUACAAGAUGGGGUCUUGGCCGAGAAGCUCUCUCUCAAGCCCCACCAGGGCCCUGUGCUGCGCUCCAACUCGGUUCCCUAGGACUGGCGGCCACCCUAUCACCCGCCUGUCCACCCGACCCAAGAUUCCUGCAAUGCAAAAAUGUACACAAACCAAGCCCGGGGUUUUUUUCUAUACUCCACCAGAAACCCUUCAACUACAAUCUUUGCAUGACAUGAAGAAAACUUUUGACUUUUUUAAAAAUUCUUUUUCUUUUCUCAAGUUCUAGGGGGCAUUUGCACAUAUAUUUGUACUCAACAUUUCAUGGGAAAGCGGCAGACCCGAGCUGAGGAACAGCGUGGGCAGGGAGGGGAAGGCCAAUGGUCUGGACACUUCCUCCAACACAAAAUCGUUCCCCACCCACCUGCUCCCUCCCCCUCGCCCGCCGUUGUAAAAUAAUCAGAAACUUGUUCUAUUUUGUGGCAGUGACAAUAGUUUUAUAUUAAAAGAAAAAAAUACAGUUUUCAUACAGCAAAAUCUAUACAAUAUCAUUGUUUUAUUUAAUAUAAAGAUCGCUACCCACCCUCCUUCCAUGGUUCCCACCCUCCAAGUUAUUUUCCCUUUCUGCAGCGGUUGCACUACAGGUAGCUACUGUGUAUUAUGGACAAUUGAGAAAUGAAUCCUUUUUCUGACUGUCCAUCUAUUUUAUUUCAAAUAAGGAAAAGUGUAUUUGGAUUUUGUGUAAAUACAUCUAGUGAUGACAUUUUUUCAAUGUUUUUAAAAACUGUGUACAGUACUACAUGUGGUAGAACGUUUUCUUCAAAUUGUCUAUUGUAGCAAAAAUGUUUUUGUCGUAAACCUGUUUUGUCUCCUUUUUUUGUUCUCUUGCCACUUCUCUUCCUCCCAUCCCUGGCUCCCUCUUUUCCCACCCACAACCAGUACCAAUGUACAUAGUAAUUGUAAUGUUUUAGACUUUACAGAAACUUUCCUGUAUUCUGUAUAUAAAAAAACAAAAAUACUUC